This is a messenger RNA of Alternaria burnsii, 3117 nucleotides long. RefSeq names its product glutamyl-trna amidotransferase. The coding region runs from base 1 to 3117 and encodes 1038 amino acids. The transcript is spliced from 4 exons. Lineage: Eukaryota; Fungi; Ascomycota; Dothideomycetes; Pleosporales; Pleosporaceae. The record is from RefSeq and is a predicted model, not a curated record.
AUGUCGUGGCAUCUCGCGCUUCGCCACAGGCCACGGUCAGGAUUCUCUGUGGGCAAGAUGUAUCUCUCUCGGUCUUUGGGCGUCGCGUCCCUCAUCAUCGCCAGUGUGCAGGCAGCUGUGUCGUCCACUGGCUUCACAGUAUCGCUAACGGAUGUCGACUACUUCCUGCCACCGAAGCCAAUCGCCAAGAUCUCUGGCUGCAAAGAGCUUUCAGCCUCUUUCGAAGAUGCUGUGUUUGUGCCGUUCACAGUGGUCAAGGCGCAAGGCUAUGGUGUCGACGUUGCAGCACUUACAGCCAGCUACGCUGAAGAUGACGUAUGGCAAGAGGGCUUCAUGGAGGCGAUAUACGUCCAGGGAAGCGAAUUCAGGCCUAUGAACUCGUCUUUAACCAUAUUAUCCGGCACCUCAUCCAAGGUAUUGGCUCCAGGACCCUACUUCAUCAACGCAGCCGGCCAUGUCUACGAGGCGUGGAGACUUUUCUCCGACGUUCAAGGUGCUUUCACAGAGUCUGCGAUCGCUAACGGUGAUGGUUCAUACUCUGUCUUGCCCGCAGGCACUGUAGGCCAGAAGCAUGCCAUUGCUGUUCCUUCGCGUCUGUACUUCACAAAGACGGCUGAGAAGCCGCUCGCUGGUGUUCGCAUCGGUAUCAAAGAUAUCUACGAUAUUAAGGGCUUGCGGACUUCAAACGGAAACCGAGCAUGGUACUGGCUAUAUCCUCCUGCCAACGCGACGGCGCCACCCGUUCAGAAUCUCAUCGACGCGGGAGCGAUCAUCGUCGGCAAGAUGAUCACAUCUCAAUUCGCCAACGGUGAGACUGCGACGGCCGACUGGGUCGACUACCACGAGGCAUUCAACCCUCGUGGCGAUGGCUACCAAGACACCUCAUCCUCCAGCAGUGGCGGAGGAGCUGGUACAGCAUCAUACCCCUGGUUGGAUGUCAGUCUUGGAUCCGACACCGGCGGUAGCGUACGCGGACCAUCCCAGGUCCAAGGUCUUUAUGGUAACCGACCAUCUCACGGACUUGUCUCCCUGGAUCAUACCAUGCCUCUCAGCCCCGUGCUCGACACGCCCGGCUUGCUAGCUCGCAACCCGCAAGUCUGGAUGGAGGCAGCACAAGCGAUGUACGGCCCCAACAUCACUAUCACUAGCGACUACCCAACGAGCAUUCAAACUCUUGGCUGGCCUACCGCAGUCGAAGAUGUCGCAGAUGAGCUCCUGAUCAACUUCCUGGGCAACGUGACCGAGUUUCUCAGCGCGAAUGCGACAGCGUACAACGUUACAGCCUCUUUCGACGCUGCGAACGCGGAUAUUGCACCCCUCACAACCUUUAUGAAUCUUACCUACGCCCUGUUGAUCACCAAACAGCAAACUGAGCUCGUUCGCGAGCCCUUCUACGCCGACUACGCCGCCAUUCAUGAUGGCCGCCUGCCCUUCGUCAACCCCGUUCCAUUAGCGCGCUGGGGCUGGGGAGACAACCAGACUUACACAGUCGAGGACGCCGUAGCCAACAAAACCAUCUUUCAAACCUGGGCCAACGAAACCUUCCUCGCGCCGUCGCCCGAGACAUGCUCUGAGUCUCUGGUCAUGUAUGUUGGUUCCACUGGCAGCACCACGUACCGUAACACGUACUGGGAUGAGCCUGGUGUGCCUCUCAGAUUCGGCAAUAGUCGCAUCUCGGUUAUGGCUGAGGUGCCGGAUUAUGUUGUGCCGUUGGGCGAGGCGCCAUACAACUCGACGAUUACGGGACAUGUGGACCACUGCUGGGGCUCAGUCGAAAACCAGCCACUUUGCACAACAUCUGCGAAUCUCGAAAGGCUCCAAAAAGGCAUCGCAUUCGGAGAUUUGCCUAGAACGUUCCAGGACUUUGUUGAAGUCGCACAAUCUAUUGGUAUAAGUCACAUCUGGAUCGACUCUCUAUGCAUCAUCCAAGGCGACAGCAAAGAUUGGCAUUCGGAAGCAGCGAAGAUGGGAGAUGUCUACCGAAAUGCAGCUCUCGUCAUAGCCGCCUCAGGCGCAGCAGAUUCUAGCCAAGGACUGUUUAUAGACGACAGGUCAGCCAGAACGGUCUUCAGAUUGCCUUUUAGGAUAGCGGCUGAAGUCAGAGGAACAUUCAACAUGAUGCAAUGGCCUAAAGAUUCGGAUUGGCACCCAGAAUAUGGUCCUCUAGAAUCUAGGGCAUGGACACUUCAAGAGCGUUGUCUCGCGCGACGCUUAGUUACAUUCAUGCCAGGUGGUAUCACAUGGACUUGCAAGACAAUAUCAGUAGAUGAGUCUGGAGGAUCCAUCUCGUCUUUUCAAUUGACGGGAAAUUGGUUUCGAUUGUUAAGUGAAUAUACAAGAAGAUCUCUGACAUACCCGUCGGAUCGUACUGAAGCUCUCCGAGGAAUCGCUGAAGACCUGACCCCAUGGUCUCUAAAGGAUCAAUAUAUUCCAGAUUACGGUGUUUGGCGGGAUCGCCUCAUGGAACAGCUGCUUUGGUAUAAGACUAAACCGCAUAUCAACCAAGGCGCAUUAUCUGACAAGCCGUCAUGGAGCUGGGCUGCCACUGGGAGUAAUAAGGCAUGGCCAUUUCCUGUCGGUGGCAAGGGUUCUGAAAGCCUUCUCAAGACAAUACUCAAGGGAUUGGUAAUUACCUCACAGGGACAUCUUCAGGUCUUAGGAUUCUUGAGUACCGUCAAGCCCGCCCAAACAUAUGUGCGAGACACGUACACUGCACAUGAUCUCCAGAUACCGAGCCACCACUGGCCCUAUCAAUUAUGGGGUGGAUACAAUAGGACGUGCCCCUAUGUCCUAACGCAAGGCUCAGAUGAUGAUUAUGAUCAAUUAACUCUUGGGAGUGCAUGCUUUGACAAUGACUCAAUAACGUCAUAUAGUCACGCGUGUUUUCUUGGGAAGCAAUUCAAUCCCAAAGGGACGGCUGUGCCGAGACCAUCUGUGAAACGCGAAUUUAUUGAUGACGUAGUCUACCAUACAGAGCAUCAUCCCGAGUUCACCUACUGGGUGCUUCUUCUUGAACAAGUCGACGACAGCAAAUACAGACGCGUCGGCAUCGCGGUAAUCCUACCCGUCGCAUAUAAAGCCUUCCAUCUGAAACUUCAGGACUUUCAGAUUAUUUAG